Xyrichtys novacula (pearly razorfish) is the source of this 2526-nucleotide messenger RNA. Lineage: Eukaryota; Metazoa; Chordata; Actinopteri; Labriformes; Labridae. The record is from the annotation of a GenBank genome assembly.
AGAGCUUAAUUCUGCAGAAGAAGACGCUUCAACAUGGCAUCCAAAAAGUCCUUACCCAUCAGCGGUACCUUGACUGUCAUGGUCAUCGUGGUUGUCCUUGUUCCAUCAGCAAUGCUGGAUGAGACAGCCGUGUUCAGGGACACAUUCAUGAAGAAGUGUGUGGGGUAUCCGGAAGACAAAAACACGUAAGUCUUUUAACACUCUUUAUUUAAGAAGGCCUCAUUGGGAUUGAAUUUACAGAAUAUUUUUGCAUUGACAAUUAAAAGUUAUCAAACAUUUAUUCAUGAUGGAUUUAAAAAAGUCUGAUCUAUUAACAUGUUACAUUUGUCUUUCAGCUGUAAGGCGACACUGGCGAUCUUUGAAGAAGCCUAUGUGGGGAAGGAUAAAACAGCUGUCACUGAGGAGAGCUACAACACACUCUUCGAUAAGACGCCCUUUAAGCAUCCAUGUGGCAAAGUAAGCUUCCUCCAUCACACAGCUCUCUCCUGUGGAUUUUAAUGUGUAUGUCUAACAAUUUCAUGUUUACUCUUUUGGCAUUAGACCAUGUUCUGGAGCGGGACAUACGAGCUGGCCAGCAGAUUCACGCAGAAGAGAGACAAUUUUUACAAUGUGGGGGACACUUUGUUGGGUCAUGUGCUGACCGGAAUGGCAUGGUGUGGAAAAGCAGGCAGCAAGGGUGAGAUUCAUCAUUCACAGUCAGUCCAGAGUCUGAAAAAUACUGUUUUGCCUAUCUUGAAUUUACAAUAUAAUUGUUACUAAUUUUCUAUUAACAAUCAAAUCAUCUAGAAACCUUCACAGACAAUUGCGCUGAUGUCUUUCCAAACCCCGUCCUUUCAUUUUGGCUCAAGAUUUCUGUCAAGGUAAGAACCCCACAGAAAAAUCAUCUCUUUUUGAAGCAGUUACACUAAUUCAGUCAGCUGAAUAUACACAACGUAUGUGCUGCGAUAAGUUAACUCAGACUGAUGUUAAUACUAAAACUAAACUAUUUUGUCCAACACUUUACUGUCAUGCUUUAUGUUUAUAGUUUGCACAAUACGCCUGUGAUGAUUCCUAUGUGAUGUUGGAUGGUGAGAAAGACCAACCAUACUACACCGGCACGUAAGCAGCUCUACAUUUAGUCUGAUGACAGUUUUAUAAAUGAGACCAGUGAAGAGAAAAUCCCUCUACCUGUGCUGUUUCAUAUGUUCAAAUAUGUCUAAGACUGUUCUUCAUGGAGAGUAACAGCUCCUUUAAAGAUUGAUGAUUUUGUGUAAUCCUUAAAGUUUGCUCCUCUGUCUUUUUGCUCAAGCGUCCUCGACACCCAUGAAGUCCCAAAUCUGCAAACUAACAGAUUAAAGAGCUUCACAGCUAUUCUGGUGGUUAAUAAAGAGACUGGGUAUGAUUUCAUUAAUUGACUAGCUAACUAAUUAAAUUGAUCAUUUUAACCAUGAAGCAGUUUCUGCUUUUUAGAUAUUAUUAAGUGUCAUCUCUUUAUGUCUUUAAUUUAGCACCAAGUGCAACAAGGAGUCCCUCAAGAACUUGAGCAACAUCCUGAAAGGAAAAAAGAUCAACUACGCUUGCAAGGAAGUGACUCGGUAGGUAAACUUCAUUUGAUUUAUUUAUUUGCACAAAAUAUAAAAUAACAAAACAAGGUUAAAAAUAUAAAAAUAUAAAAACAUAGAGAAGUGUGCAGGUGAGAGAGAAAACCCCAGAGGGCUUAUACAAGGCUCCCACCUAAAACAAUCACAAUCACAUAUACAAAUAUUACAAAAAUUCAGACAACCUUUAAUAUAUAUACAAACAAUCAAUAGUAUGUGGAAUGUUGAAUGUGUGUGUGAGUGUGUGCAUGUGCGCGCUCCCAUGAGGCAGGGGUGUAUGCCUACAUAAGUCCACUUUUUAUGCUGGAAGCAUGUGUGAAUGCUUGAUCAAUAAGGAUUGCCUUCCAUCUGUAUUUAAAAUUACAGAUUGAAGAUGAGGAUUUAGCAAUAAGUAUAUGUGUAUUCCAGAUUCAUGAUCCUUUGACUUUGAUAGAGAACUGACUAUGAGUGGUACGACUGAAUGGAGGAUGAAGAUUGUCAGAUUGUGGAGUAUUAUAAUCAUGAAUUUGUGAAUUAGUCUUAAAAAAAUCUUUGAAAGGUCUAGGAAGAGUAUUUGAAAGGUAUGCGCAUUUAUAAACGAGAGCACAUGUUUGGACUAUGUUAAUAUCAUAGAUAGAUAAUAAACUGCCAUCCAUAACUGAUUCUGUAUUCAUUUAUUCUGUUAAUAAAAAAUCGUGUGUUUUGUUAAUUUCACAGAGCUCACAUUGAGGACUGCAUAAAAAGAAGCAUAAAAAACUGCUUCUAAAAGCUGCUGCGCUGACCGUCACGCCACACUGUCGGAGAAGAAAUCCCUCAAUGCAGAAAGAGAAAUCAUUUAUCUUAAAUUUGUUAACUUUCUAAAGAUUUGUGAUUAACUUUUUAGACAGCCAAAUCUUUAAAGCUUCAAUAUGUGCAAAUGUAGACUGAAUGUAAUGGAACAAUAAAUAAUCCGAGCAAUAAUCUGUGGGUG